CGAAAAAACCGAGAGAUCCUAAAAUGCGGCGACUGGAAUUAGUGCAAUUGGUAUUCCUUUCGAUUUGUUCCGUGUGCUUCAGUUCCGAGCCAAUUGGCACCGGCGGACCCUCCAUUGUGCACGAGGGGGACGAUGCCCUCUUGACAUGCGUUGUCAUGAAUCCCUUCAUUAAUGAGACUGUGAUAUGGCGCAAAGGACCGCACGAAAUACUCUCGGCUGGCAUGAAUCGGGUGACGUUAGAUAAGCGCAUCAGUAUUUUGCAUGACGGAGCUGGCAAGAAAAAGAAAAUUGCACAAGGAGGCGAAGUUUACGUGCUUCUUAUCAAAAAUGUAAAUCCCGAAGACACAGAUGUUUACGUUUGCGAGGUGAACAGUGAUCCCGUGCUGCGUAGUUUCCAUCCGCUACGUGUCAAAUCAACGAAAAAGGGCAAUAAAGGCAGCAAUAACACCACAGAGACAUCCAAAGAUUCGACACCUGUUACGGAAGAGGGCACCGAAGACAAUGAAAACGACGACGAAGACAAUGAUUUAAUGCCAUCUGUCACGCAUGACUUCACCGCUUGCUGCGACUCAUUAAAUGUGUCACUCAAAUGUAAAGGAUUCUGUUCGGUGCACAACAUCAUUGAUGGAUCGACGGGUGUCGAGCCGGAAGCGUGCGAAAAGGAUUUUCCCGCAAUCGUCAAAUGCAUGGCGGAUGGUCGGAAUCACGUGCCGUGCUGCGAACGCAAAAAAAUCCCCGAUAUUUGUCAGGAUAUGUGUCAAGGGGAAUAUACGCCGUUUACGGAUUAUUUGAAAUCGCGCGUUUCGUGUGUCGCUCAUACGUUGCCCGGAUUGCAGUGCAUUUUGGAGGGAAUUCAAGCGAUUCCGAGUGAACCGCAAUUUGUGUCGGUUUUGCCGUUGAACGAGAGAUCGAUUGAAGUUUCUUGGAGUGCUCCGGAAAAAUUGCCAAAAAGUGUGAAAAAUUACAGAAUUAACGUAACGCGCUUGAAUUCCUUCGAUGAAGACAAAAUUGCGACAGAAGCAGCAGUUUUUAGCAUUGUAGUGCCCGGAAGUGUUAAUAAAACUGUUGUUAAUGAUUUGGAGCCAUAUUCAAUGUAUGCGAUAACUGUGAUGAGUGAAAAUGAGCAUGGAAGUAGUUUGCCAAGUAUUCGAAUUCGAACCCUCACAUUGGAAAAUAAUACGGGACCUAAAAGACUUCCAUCGAAUAACAGUACUCCUGAAAUUCCAGACGUUCGUGGAUGUUGCAUCAAAAACGGCGUCACUCAUCGCACAUGUUUAGAGAAAAUGUGUGAUCCUGUUCGUGCCGAUUUCACCGAAGUUCCUGAUCUCAUGGUUUGUGCUCCAUGGGCGAACAUAACUUUCGCCUGUCUUGCCAACAAAAUUGAUCAUUCUCCUUGUUGUCGUUCGCGCGGCAUUCCCGAUAGUUGUCUCGAUUUCUGUACCGGCGAAGUAAAGAGCAUUAAUUUCAACUAUUUCAAGUGCCUUCAAUACAUGUCAGACUACAGCACUUGUUUACUCGAAGGAUAUGGAGUUCUGCCGGGUGCUCCAUUGCAAUUAAAAGCAACAAUGAUCUCACACAAUUUCGCCGUUAUCGAUUGGAAACCUCCAAAUGUCUUAGCUGACACGGUAGCGACUUAUCAUUUGCAUUACCGAAAACUCGGAAGCGGCGACGAAUAUUACGUCGUCGAUAAGGAGCAUUCUCCGAUGAUUUUGGAAGAUCUUGAUUCGACGACAUAUUACGAGGUAUUUGUCGUUGCCGUUAAUAUGUAUGGGCGAGGUUCUCCUUCAUCGCGUUUGGUGUUCCAAACGAAGCACGGAUACUACGUUGAUCCUUCGCCGAAUUAUAAUAUGACGAAUUGCUGCAUUUCUUCGGGAAUUUUGCCGCAAUGCAUGGUCCUGUGUUCGUACAAUAUCAAAAUGUCGGAUUUCCAUGCUUCCGGAGCAGUUUGCCAACAACAAGUAAGUUCGUUAUUGCGAUGUGCGGCGGGCGGUAGAGAUCAUACGGAUUGUUGUACGCGUCGUGGCGUCACGAAUUCUUGCAUUUCGAUGUGUCGCGGUGUCGUUUCGAAUCCCUCGAACGAUUGUUUGGCCUAUGCGGGAAAUAUUAUUCAAUGUCUCGAAGAGGGAACGGAAAAUAUCCCCGGUCCUGUCGAAGAUUUGCACAUAAAUGCUGUUAGUAACAACAGUUUGUCGCUCGCAUGGGCUCCAAGUGAGACAAUGAAGAAUAAUUCGGAAGCCCAAGCCACGGAUUUCCUCGUGCAAUACGGAAAAGUCGACAAUAUGACGAUGUACGAGACAGUAAUUCGCUUGGAAAACGAAAUAAAUACCACAGAAACUGACAUUGAACUCACAAAUCUCGAGGAAAAUGCAAUGUAUCGCAUAAUGGUCAUCGCUCGAGGCAUCCAUGGUCAAUCCUUGCCCUCAUCAAUGCUUUUAGUGAACAUUUCUCAAGUAAAUCGUGACUCGACAGUCUUUGGAGCUCCAUCGCCGCCUCAUACACUCACCGUAACAGGACACAGUGCAACUUCCAUUACCGUUGCUUGGCAUCCGCCCGAGUUUUCGCAUCCACACGAAGAAAUUUCCUACCAAGUUUUCCACAAAAAUCGAUACAAUUCGUCGGUUGUCAGUACGAGACUUCAAUGGGCCCGUUUUUCGAAACUUGUACCGAAUUCGCAGCACAUUAUUUACGUCGUGGCAAUCGGAAAAAUGGGAACAAGUCUUGCUUCGGAAACACUUGUUGCUUGGACUGAUCCAGCAUUGCCGGCAUUUGUGGAGCCGCCAACUAUUCAACCGGCGGAUAUGAUUCAAGAAGGCGGAAGUAUGACAGUUUUGUGUUUGGCUUUGGGAAAUCCUGCGCCGACGAUAUCGUUGUACGUUGGAGGACAUCUUGUGCGACAAGAUACUUCAAGGCAUAUGGUAACGACAAUUCAUAAUAUUACGUCGGAUAUGAAAGAUGUUUCGUGUUAUGCGGAUAAUGGGUAUGGAGUGCCCAUGCAAGCUUCGAAGAAAAUCAGUAUUAGUUAUCCUCCAAGAUUGAAGCCCGGCGGCAUUCAAGUUGCAUCAGUUGGUGAUACAGUAGAAUUAAAAUGUAACGUAAAAGCGAAUCCAAAACCCAAAAUGUUAUUCUGGCGCGAUCAUGAUGGUCGAGUGCCUGUAAUUCAAGGAGCUAAUUUCGACAUGACGAUGUCAACUGAUGAUAAUGACCCUGAAGUUUACGUAAUGUACUUAAAAAUCAACAAAAUGACUCUGCAAGAUGCCGGCGACUAUUUCUGUCACGCCGAAAAUGCAUUGGGAGAUGCAACACGUGCCGUUUCCGUGCGAAUUCGCAAUACGACGCCCAUUAAAAAUAUUACGGAAUGUUGUGUGCAACAAAAUGUGUCGGCUCCGUGCAUGACAGCAUGCAGUUUUUACAUUGACGUUGAGUCCGUGAUCGAUAAUCCGCGAUGCUUGGCUGAUUUUGAUAAAUUAAUGAAGUGUGCGGCGGAUGGUUCGGAUCAUCGAGGAUGUUGUGUGCAAAAGCAAGUGCCGAGAAAAUGCUUGAAUUGGUGUCGCGGAGAACCUGUUGUGUCGAAUGGCAUUUGUACGUUGCAAUAUACAAAAACAAUUAUUGGAUGUUUCCAAGAAAAUCAUGAUAGACUGCCAGGACCUCCGACGGAUGUUUCUGUUGAGAUUUCGGAAGAUAAGCAAGUUCAUGUCAGUUGGCAAGCUCCAAUGAAAAAUCCUCAUACCAUCGAAGGAUAUCGCGUAUUUUGGUACGAAGUCGAAGAAUCAAAAGAAAUCGGAAAUUACUCAAAUAUGAUUGGAAAUGGAGGUCCCGGAAGAGCUGACACAAAAGAAGCUGAAAUUGUGUUAGAAGGACUUCAACAGGGAAUUUUGUACGAAUUAGUUGUCAAAGCAGGCAAUCAUUUCGGUGCCAGUAUUUUAUCCCGUCCCAUUCGCUUCACACUCGACGAUAGAUUAGUGACAUCAGCAAGCCAUAGCAAACAUGCCGGCGUCAUUGGCGGCAUCAUAGCGGGAAUAAUUGCCAUUGCAUUAGCCAUUGUCGCCCUCAUGCUCAUCAAAAAACGCAAACUACGACAAAAGACUGUUAACAAUAACGGUGUUGCCUUCGAAAAUCCAAGUUAUUUGCGCGAGAUUCACAUGGAUCGUGUGCAAAUCACCCCAAUUACCGUACCAACCAGUAGCGUUAAUAAUAAUAAUACAACAACAACAACAAGCACUACCAGCAACAGCAAUAACAACGACUGGAGAAAUGAAGAACUAACGACACCAUCUAGUCAAAUUCCUGCCGAGACAGAAGUGAAUCCCACGUUGAUCGAAGAACUGAAGUUGGGUUCAAGUAACGCCGGAUUCCGGAAACUCGUGUCAUAAUAGAUGCCUUCGUUCUUUCAUUGAAAAAAAAAAAAAAAAAAAUUAUUAAAAAAAUUUCCUUUUCUUAAUCACAUUAAUUAUUAAGCGUGUGUAAAAAAAAUAAAAGCUAAUAAUUUUAAGAUAAAAGGACAACAAAAAACGCGACAAAAAAAAGAGAAAUUAAUAAAAUUUAAAUAUUUCUUUGAAGCCAUGUGAACAACUUGACGACGACGACGACGGAAAGAAGUAAUUAAUCAAAUUUUACGAACGUCAAAACUUAUUGUUGAACUUUUCGGCGUCAUACUCACACAACACACACAAAAAACAUCAACAAAUAUUUAAUUAAAAGGUCUUUAUAAUAAAGCAAUCAAUUUCGACAAACCCCUUCCAGCCAGCGUUCCGGGAAGUAAAUAUUCUCCUAUUCGCCAGACAAAAAAAAAAUGAACACACAAAAUUAACUCAUUAAUCACUGAUUAGUGACAUCUGUUACUUUUUUACUUUUAUUUUUUGGGUUAAUGUCUGUUUUGUGUGUGUCUUAAUUCUCAUCAGCAUCAUCGGUUGUUGUCAUCAUCAUAAAAAAAGGCCAUAAGUUCUCACAAAAGAUAAAAAAGGGAAAUCAAUAACGGAUAA
Messenger RNA from Culicoides brevitarsis, 4979 nucleotides. RefSeq names its product Ig-like and fibronectin type-III domain-containing protein 1. NCBI's taxonomy places the organism in Eukaryota, Metazoa, Arthropoda, Insecta, Diptera, Ceratopogonidae. The transcript is spliced from 10 exons. Gene Ontology annotation, molecular function: protein binding. Gene Ontology annotation, biological process: cell-cell adhesion. Bases 24 to 4370 code for a protein of 1448 amino acids. The record is from RefSeq and is a predicted model, not a curated record.